Molecule: messenger RNA, 426 nt
Organism: Fulvia fulva
Lineage: Eukaryota; Fungi; Ascomycota; Dothideomycetes; Mycosphaerellales; Mycosphaerellaceae
Exons: 1
Coding region: 1-426 (141 amino acids)
Source: RefSeq, a predicted model, not a curated record
AUGGCCCUCGGCACUGCACCUCUCAUCUUCGCCUGGCUAUCCGAUCUUAUCCCCCAGGAUCCAGAAGCGCGCAGCCUCAUCGUGGGGGUUAGUGUGGCGGGAUACUAUGCCAUUUCUGCUUGGAGCCAGGUUCUGGUCUGGCCGGCGAGUCAGGCUCCGUACUCUAAGUAUGGGUGGCAGUCGUGCAUCGCGAUCUGGGUUCUGUGCAUCGGCAUGACUUGUGUGCUGAGGUAUGUGGAUGUGCGAUACCUGCUGCCAAAGCGACUAGAUGCCGGGGAAGUGGUGGUUGCUGGCCAUGCCGUUGUGGAUGGAGAUGUUGUGCCGGCGGAUGAACUGGAUGGGAAGAAGAGUGCUGAGGUUGUGGCGGAGUGGGCAGAUGGGGAUAGGAAGGAGACACGGGAGCUGUUUGAUAGGAUGAAUGUGUAG